Nannospalax galili (Upper Galilee mountains blind mole rat) is the source of this 4788-nucleotide messenger RNA. RefSeq names its product myosin IC (gene Myo1c). Lineage: Eukaryota; Metazoa; Chordata; Mammalia; Rodentia; Spalacidae. The coding region runs from base 189 to 3380 and encodes 1063 amino acids. Gene Ontology annotation, biological process: vesicle transport along actin filament; actin filament organization. Gene Ontology annotation, molecular function: microfilament motor activity; actin filament binding; ATP binding. The transcript has 32 exons. The record is from RefSeq and is a predicted model, not a curated record. Gene Ontology annotation, cellular component: myosin complex; plasma membrane; actin cytoskeleton.
AGACCUGGACUGCUCCAGCUGUGUCCUGAGGAGCUGGACCAGCCACAUCCCCUGGGACUGGAGUUGAAGCAGAACCAAGUGGCCAUCCCAGCCCGUGAGAGCAGAGAUUCCUGGUUCUGAAGCCGUCAGAAUCAGUGGGCCACAACACAGCUUUUGCGUUUCAGCACACUGGCUCUCCACACAACGGAAUGGCACUGCAAGUAGAGCUGAUACCCACGGGGGAGAUAAUCCGUGUGGUUCAUCCCCACAGGCCAUGCAAACUUGCCCUGGGCAGUGACGGGAUACGAGUGACCAUGGAGAGCGCCCUGACCGCCCGAGACCGGGUGGGAGUACAGGAUUUUGUGCUGCUUGAGAACUUCACUAGUGAGGCUGCCUUCAUCGAGAACCUGCGGCGACGCUUCCGGGAGAACCUCAUUUAUACCUACAUUGGUCCUGUCCUGGUCUCUGUCAACCCCUAUCGGGACCUACAGAUUUAUAGCCGGCAGCAUAUGGAACGCUACCGUGGUGUCAGCUUCUAUGAAGUGCCACCUCAUCUGUUUGCAGUGGCAGACACUGUGUACCGGGCACUGCGCACGGAGCGCCGGGACCAGGCAGUGAUGAUUUCUGGGGAAAGUGGGGCAGGAAAGACAGAGGCCACCAAGAGGCUGCUACAGUUCUAUGCAGAGACCUGCCCAGCCCCUGAGCGGGGUGGUGCAGUGCGGGACCGGCUGCUACAGAGCAACCCUGUGCUGGAGGCCUUUGGAAAUGCUAAGACUCUGCGGAACGAUAAUUCCAGCCGGUUUGGGAAAUACAUGGACGUGCAGUUUGAUUUCAAGGGUGCCCCUGUGGGAGGCCACAUCCUCAGUUACCUCCUGGAGAAGUCACGAGUGGUACAUCAGAAUCAUGGGGAACGGAACUUCCAUGUCUUCUACCAGUUGCUGGAGGGGGGUGAGGAAGAGACCCUUCGUCGGCUGGGCUUGGAACGGAACCCCCAGAGCUACCUGUACCUGGUGAAGGGCCAGUGUGCCAAAGUCUCCUCCAUCAAUGACAAGAGUGACUGGAAGGUCGUCAAGAAGGCACUGACAGUCAUUGACUUCACUGAGGAUGAAGUAGAGGACCUGCUGAGCAUUGUGGCCAGUGUCCUACAUUUGGGCAACAUCCACUUUGCUGCUGAUGAGGAAAGUAAUGCCCAGGUCACUACUGAGAACCAGAUCAAGUAUCUGACCAGGCUCCUUGGCGUGGAAGGCACAACACUUCGGGAAGCUCUGACACACAGGAAGAUCAUCGCCAAAGGGGAAGAGCUCUUGAGCCCGCUGAAUCUUGAACAGGCUGCAUAUGUGCGGGAUGCUCUGGCCAAGGCCGUGUACAGUCGCACUUUCACCUGGCUGGUUAGGAAGAUCAACAGGUCACUGGCCUCUAAGGAUGCUGAGAGCCCCAGCUGGCGGAGCACCACAGUUCUUGGGCUCCUGGAUAUUUACGGUUUUGAAGUAUUUCAGCAUAACAGCUUUGAGCAGUUCUGCAUCAACUACUGCAACGAGAAGCUGCAGCAGCUCUUCAUCGAGCUGACACUCAAAUCUGAGCAGGAGGAAUACGAGGCAGAAGGCAUUGCAUGGGAACCUGUCCAAUACUUCAACAACAAGAUCAUCUGUGACCUGGUGGAGGAAAAAUUUAAAGGCAUUAUCUCCAUCUUGGAUGAAGAAUGUCUGCGUCCUGGGGAGGCCACAGACCUGACCUUCUUGGAGAAACUGGAGGACAGCGUCAAGCACCAUCCUCACUUCCUGACGCACAAGUUGGCUGACCAGCGAACCAGGAAAUCCCUGGGCCGGGGGGAGUUCCGUCUUCUGCACUAUGCUGGAGAAGUGACCUACAGUGUUACUGGGUUUCUGGAUAAAAACAAUGACCUUCUCUUCCGGAACCUGAAGGAGACCAUGUGUAGCUCAAAGAACCCCAUCAUGAGCCAGUGCUUCGACCGGAGUGAGCUCAGUGACAAGAAGCGGCCAGAGACGGUGGCUACUCAGUUCAAGAUCAGCCUCCUGCAGCUGGUGGAGAUCCUGAAGUCUAAGGAACCUGCCUAUAUCCGCUGCAUCAAGCCAAAUGAUGCCAAACAGCCUGGUCGCUUUGAUGAAGUGCUUAUCAGACACCAAGUGAAGUACCUAGGGCUGAUGGAGAAUCUGCGUGUGCGCAGAGCUGGCUUCGCCUAUCGUCGCAAAUAUGAGGCUUUCCUGCAGAGAUAUAAGUCACUGUGCCCUGAGACAUGGCCCACAUGGGCAGGACGGCCCCAGGAUGGGGUAGCUGUGCUGGUCAGACACCUUGGCUACAAACCGGAAGAGUACAAGAUGGGCAGGACUAAGAUCUUCAUCCGCUUUCCCAAGACCCUGUUUGCCACGGAGGAUGCUCUGGAAGUCCGUCGGCAGAGCCUGGCUACCAAGAUCCAGGCAGCCUGGAGGGGCUUUCACUGGCGACAGAAAUUCCUACGGGUGAAGCGAUCAGCCAUCUGCAUCCAGUCAUGGUGGCGUGGAACACUGGGUCGGAGGAAGGCAGCCAAGAGGAAGUGGGCAGCCCAGACCAUCCGUCGGCUCAUCCAUGGCUUCAUCUUACGCCAUGCACCCCGUUGCCCCAAGAACGCCUUCUUCCUGGACCAUGUUCGCACAUCCUUUUUGCUUAACCUGAGGCGGCAGCUGCCCCGAAAUGUCCUGGACACCUCCUGGCCCACGCCCCCACCUGCCCUACGUGAGGCCUCAGAGCUUCUACGGGAGCUGUGCAUAAAGAACAUGGUGUGGAAGUACUGCCGGAGUAUCAGCCCCGAGUGGAAGCAGCAGCUGCAGCAAAAGGCCGUGGCUAGUGAGAUUUUCAAAGGCAAGAAGGAUAAUUACCCCCAGAGCGUCCCCAGACUCUUUAUUAGCACACGGCUUGGCACAGAGGAGAUCAGCCCCAGAGUGCUGCAGGCCCUGGGCUCUGAACCCAUCCAGUAUGCAGUGCCAGUGGUAAAAUAUGAUCGCAAGGGCUACAAACCUCGCUCCCGGCAGCUGCUUCUUACACCCAGUGCUGUGGUCAUCGUGGAGGACGCCAAAGUCAAGCAGAGGAUUGAUUAUGCCAACCUAACCGGAAUCUCUGUCAGCAGCCUGAGCGACAGCCUGUUUGUGCUUCAUGUGCAGCGUGAGGACAAUAAGCAGAAGGGGGAUGUGGUGCUGCAGAGUGACCAUGUGAUUGAGACACUGACCAAGACAGCUCUCAGUGCUGAUCGUGUGAGCAAUAUCAACAUCAAUCAGGGCAGCAUCACAUUUGCAGGGGGUCCAGGCAGGGAUGGCAUCAUUGAUUUCACUUCUGGCUCGGAGCUGCUCAUCACUAAGGCUAAGAACGGCCACCUGGCAGUGGUGGCCCCACGGCUGAAUUCUCGGUGAUGAAAGGCACCACUGGACACCUUCUGACUCCCAGUGCUUUGCUUGUCUCCUCCUCCCCUCCCAGUUACCAAAGACUCUAGCUUCCAGACAGGGAUCCAGGGAUACCUCAAAGCCUACCUACAAACUCCUGCCUCCUGCUCACCCUCCCUCAAGCCAGGGAGGGGGGCCAGGGAGCUACCCCAAGAGUGGGCCAGGCCGGGCCACAGCAAUAGAAAAGCAGGGGCCAGAGUGGGCCAGGCCAACCCCUGCUAUUGCCAAAUAUCUGAGAGAAGGGAAUUUUAGCUGAGGUUUUCUCUGAGAUUUUUUUUGAUGCUUUAUAGGAAACUAUUUUUUAAAAGAAGCCAUUUUCCUUCCCUAAACACACUGGAUGUGUUUUCCCCAACUCAAAUAGGGCAAGGAAUAUAGCUGAGAGGUUGAGGGGCUGUGGGAGCCUCUGACCAAGCCUCUUGUUCCCUUGGCAUUUUGCCCAUCCACCCAUACCUUUUGCAGCCCUUUCUGACCUCCACCCAGGGGCUGAGACCACCCUUGCCUACCCCCAUCUUCCUGCCUUAAGAAUGCCCUUUUGCCAGGUGUGGUGGCGCACGCCUUUGAUCCCAGCACUUGGGAGGCAGAGGCAGGUGGAUCUCUGUGAGUUCAAGGCCAGCCUGGUCAACAUAGCAAGUUCCAGGACAGCUGGAGCUAGAGAGACACCCUGUCUGAAAAAGAGACCCCCCCCCAAAAAAAAAGAAUGCCCUUUUAGGGGCUGGGAGUAUAUGACCCAGUGGUAGAGCCGGUGCUAAGCACAUGUGAGACCCUGGAUUCAAUCCCCAGCAUUAAAAAAGUUUUAAUAUUUUCACCCCAAUCUGAGGGCAUCCUGAAAUGGGGAAGUCUUAGACUUAGAAUAUGGAAGACUUCAGAGAAAUCAUCUGCCCAGGUCUCCUAGAACUAUAGACAGAGGUCCACAGAAGGACAGUGUCUUGCCCAGUAGCAGGUUGAGGCAAACCUGGAGCAAAGCCCGUCCUCAGCACACCUCACUGCCUCUCCCAGGGACACAGAGGCCCAUAAAACAUGGGUCAUGUCUUAAGUGUGCACUUGGCUCUCUGACCAGCAAUCACCCUUGGGAGCCACCAGGUGGGAGGGGGUCUCCUUCCUGGGUCAUGCCUUAGGAUGAAACCCUCCAAUACAGACACUUUGGACCCAUUUUAAUGAGGUACAGUCUAUACUGGCCCCUGGUGCCUCUGUGGCCUGGGAGCAUGGGGAAGGGCUGGCUUUGGAGGAGCUGCAAGGGCAUCACCUCUUUCUGCCACUUCCCUUCCACCCAGAGGGCCUGGAGAUUGCCCAGCUGUCUCUGUCCUCUGGGAGUCUCAGCCCACUGCUGACACUUCUGCAAUCCAGAGAAACACUAAAUAAAGCAAUAUGUGUUUGCCAA